This is a messenger RNA of Setaria italica (foxtail millet), 1834 nucleotides long. Its product is annotated as probable serine acetyltransferase 4. The coding region runs from base 579 to 1538 and encodes 319 amino acids. NCBI's taxonomy places the organism in Eukaryota, Viridiplantae, Streptophyta, Magnoliopsida, Poales, Poaceae. The transcript has a single exon. Gene Ontology annotation, molecular function: L-serine O-acetyltransferase activity. The record is from RefSeq and is a predicted model, not a curated record. Gene Ontology annotation, cellular component: cytoplasm; cytosol.
UCGUUGCGGCAGUGCUGCUCCUCCGGGCGAAUUUGAUCGGCAGAUAUUCGUUCGGCAUAUGCUCCGGCUACAUCGACAAAGCCUCCUCAGCUUGUUGCUGCUCGUGCACAGCUGAAGGAUUUCCUCGUUUUCUUGUGCACCUUUUGCAGUUUCUCCGGACAGCAUGCUGGUGGUGCUGCGGCUGUUACGGCUCAGCAUGUUGCGCAACGGUCUCGGCAUGUAGCCACGUACACACAGCGCAGCAGUGACAGGAUUAUGCAGUGAGUCAGCGAGCAGCUCGCGUAGCUUGCCCCGAAAGAAAGAGGGAUUGCAAAAAAUAAAUGUGAGCAGAGAGGGUUUCGUCUCCAGACACCAUUUGGUCACGCACCUGUACCCGAGGCACGCUUCUUCUCUGAAGCUUCGCCUGAUCGCCUCGGCUGCUCUGCCCUCCUCCCUUCUCCGCCGGCAGACACGUAUAUAUAGGAGUGCAAACACUUGACGCCUUGUGUAAGCGCCCACAACCUCCACGCUCCACCACCAACACCAAGAACCUCCUCCUCUGCUUCUUCUGCAUCUCCUCGGCCCUGCGCUCCGCACACAUGGCUGCCUGCGUCGACAAGUGGCACCCCACGCACGCCGGCCACCUCUCCAGAGCCAUCUACCGCUACUUGCCGGACUGCACCACCACCACCACGGACCGCGCGAUGCCCGCGGCCGCCAGCCCCGGCGGCUGCUGCGCCCGCGGCGGCACCGGCGACGACGACGUCUGGGACGAGCUGCGCGCGGAGGCGCAGGCCGACGCGGACGCCGAGCCGAUCCUCCGCAAGUUCUACGCCGACCUCGUCCUGUCGCGCCCGUCGCUGGAGGCCGCCCUCGCCGCGCACCUCUCCGCCAAACUCUGCGUCCCCGGCGCGCUGCCCCAGGACGCGCUCCGCGACCUCCUCGCCGGCGCGCUCGCGUCGCACCCGGAGGCGGGACGCGCCGCGCGCGCCGACCUCCGCGCCGCGCGCGACCGCGACGCGGCAUGCGACCGGAUGGUGCACUGCUUCCUCUACUACAAGGGCUUCCUCGCCCUCCAGGCGCACCGCGCCGCGCACGCGCUGUGGGCCGACGGCCGCGCCGCGCCGGCGCUCCUCCUCCAGAGCCGCGCCUCCGAGGUGUUCGGCGUCGACAUCCACCCCGGCGCGCGCAUUGGCUGCGGCAUCCUGCUCGACCACGCCACGGGCGUCGUCAUCGGCGAGACGGCCGUCGUCGGCAACGACGUCUCCAUCCUGCACGGCGUCACCCUCGGCGGCACCGGGAAGGAGUCCGGCGACCGGCACCCCAAGGUCGGGGACGGGGUGCUGAUCGGCGCCGGCGCCAGCGUGCUCGGCAAUGUGCACAUUGGAGCCGGGGCCAAGAUCGGAGCGGGCGCGGUCGUGCUCCGCGACGUGCCGGAGGGAACCACGGCCGUCGGGAACCCCGCGAAGGCGAUCGGGAAGAAGGCGGUGCCGCAGCGGCGGCCGGAGGAGCAACCCGGGGUCACCAUGGAGCAGGGGUGGUCGGAUUACGUGAUUUGAGAGGUCCUAGAGGGGUUUGAGUGCAAACAUUUAGUGCAGGAGAGUUUCCCUCCAAAAGAUAUUUGUGGCCGAUGGCCACUGCUGUUCCGCUAUAGUCUACACUAGAGAGAGAGAGAGAGAGCUGUGUUGCAUAAGAGGGAGCUCAGUUAGGCAUUGAGCCCUAGUGCAAGACCAUAUUUUUUCUGUUCUUUUUUCCUUUGGUUUGUUGGGACGGAAUAACAAGAUAUGCAUCUGAUAAUUUAUCGGUUGCUUGUAAAUACACUCCAAGUUCUAUUCCAGCGCUGAAAUAUUCAAUU